AGACAAGACACACCUACACUCACAACAAAUUAAAAUUUCUCCCUCAUCCCGAGGUAGGUAUCGUCCCGUCAAGCGUGGCUAAUCAAGGCACCAAAAGGAAAAUGAGCAGCUCGGAGGAGGUCUCAUGGAUUUCAUGGUUCUGCGGCCUACGGGGCAAUGAAUUCUUCUGUGAAGUGGACGAGGACUACAUAAACGAUAAGUUUAACUUGACUGGACUCAACGAACAAGUGCCACACUACAGACAGGCUUUGGACAUGAUUUUAGAUUUGGAACCUGAUGACGACCUAGAUGAAAAUCCAAACCAAUCAGACUUAGUAGAGCAGGCCUCUGAGAUACUGUAUGGUUUAAUACACGCAAGAUAUAUUUUAACCAACCGAGGAAUUGGUCAAAUGUUAGAAAAAUUCCAACAGGGUGAUUUUGGUCAUUGUCCACGUGUGUACUGCGAGAACCAGACCAUGUUGCCUAUUGGUUUAUCAGAUGUCCCAGGCGAGGCGAUGGUAAAGCUAUACUGUCCUCGGUGUAUGGACGUCUACACCCCAAAAUCCUCACGACACCACCACACCGACGGUGCCUUCUUUGGCACUGGAUUCCCACAUAUGCUGUUUAUGGUGCACCCGGAAUACCGACCCAAACGCCCAGCAUCACAGUUUGUGCCUCGGCUUUAUGGAUUUAAGAUCCAUCCCCUCGCUUACCAGAUUCAGCAACAGGCAGCAGCAAACUUCAAAGCACCCCUGCGGACUCUCUCGUACAACAACGAAAUGAAGACGACGAGUAACAUUCCAAAAUGAUUGUAAGCCCACCGAAGUGCUGCAUCCCUCAUGCUGACAAAUGGGAAGGAUAGUGGUGCUUUUAGACAAAUAAACAAUGCAAAACAAAUAUUUACUAACAAUUUAAUUAAAAAGUUGUUUUAAAUUCAAAUAAAGUUUAUUUAUAAGG
Molecule: messenger RNA, 936 nt
Organism: Melitaea cinxia (Glanville fritillary)
Lineage: Eukaryota; Metazoa; Arthropoda; Insecta; Lepidoptera; Nymphalidae
Gene: CkIIbeta
Product: casein kinase II subunit beta
Exons: 8
Coding region: 102-788 (228 amino acids)
Cellular component (GO): cytoplasm; protein kinase CK2 complex
Molecular function (GO): protein kinase regulator activity
Source: RefSeq, a predicted model, not a curated record